CAGGGGGGUCCCGCCGCUGCAUUGCACCGAGGGGCGCACGGAGUCCGGAGCGCGCCCGGCUGCUGCUCCCCCCCGCCGCCGCCCCACCAGCUCCGCUCCCCCGCGGGCCGCCCCGGCUGUGCCCCCAGAGGGGACGGGCGCGGUCCCGGGCGCCUCCAGCUCCGGGCCAAGGCAGAGCCCGGCUGCGCUGCGGGGUGUGGCGCGGGGCCCCCCAUCCCCGUGCGCCCUGCGCCUUGGCCGGCGCUGCUGCCUGGCUCUGCCCCGGGGGCUCCCCGAGCUAAACUGUACCGGGGAUCCCCGGCCCCGACCGGCCCGGCCCGGCCCCGAUCCGGCCGCCCUUCUCCCCGCGCUCCGUGCCCCUGGCCCCGGGCGCUCGGCCCAUGGCGCGGCUGCCCCUGGCCCUUUGGCUCGGGCUGGCGGCGCUCUCCCUGCAGGCCCCGCCGGGCGGCGAGCCGGGCCCCGAGCUGCCCCCGCUCCACUACGGCGACAACGUCAUUGACCUGCUGGAGGCGCUGAAUGUCACCCGCUCCGUCCAGGGCAUCAGCAGGGCCCCAGGUCCCGAGCCGGGCGCGCCGGCCUGGAAGUUCCGCCAGCGGGUGCCCCACCUGACGCUGCCCAGGGACUACGCCAUCUACCUGCUGGCCAGCUCCCAGGGCGCCUUGGGCUUCCACUUCGUGGCCAGGCAGAGCCAGGGCUCGGCGGGCACGCUCAUCUCCCUGGUGUCGCCGGCUGCUGCCGCGCGGGACGGGCGCCCACUGCUGCGGCUGGCAUCCAGCACCCACGCCAACCAGCUGCGCCUGGACUACCGCGCCGGGCCCAGCAUGGAGCCCGCCUCGCUGCUCUUCCCCGGAGGCAGCCCCUUCGCCCGGGGCCGCUGGGCCCGGCUGGCCCUCGACCUGCAGCCCCACCGCCUGGCGCUCUUCGUGGACUGCCGCCCAGCCGUGCUCCUGGAGAGGGGUGGCCUGCGGGAUGCACUCAGCCUGCUGCUGCCCCUCGACCUGCAGAUCACCUUCGCCAGCCUGCCCGGGGACGCCGCCAGCAAGUUCCUGGGCUAUUGGCAGACAGCUGAGAUCUCCCCCAGCGGAUUCCCGCGCCGGCCGUGGCACUGCGAGAACCUGGCAGACCCCUUCCCCAUGCCGUACACCCUGGCGGAGGAGGGGUACCUGGCCGAGCCCCCCUUUGAUCAAGGAUCCCCCCUGGCCCCGGAGCUGCCGGCCCUCGCCGACAUCCGCAACUACCAGCAGCAGCCCGGCGAGCCUGAGUUCCCCCCGGGGCUGGCGCGGCCCCAGCCGGACGCCCUGAAGGAGAGAGUGCAGCAGCUGGAGGAGGUGGUGGAUGGAUUCAGGGCCAUGUUGGACAUGGUCAAAGCGCAGAACUCGGAGCUGCUGACCCGCGUGAAGUCCCUGGAGCGCUGCGAGUGCCGGAGGCCGGCGUGCGUGUGGGAGGGGACGGGGCACGAGGACGGAACCACCUGGGACAAGGACGCCUGCACCACCUGCGUCUGCCUGCAGGGGGAGGUGCGGUGCUCGGCACGCCAGGACCGGCCCCAGUGCCUCGGCUGCAGCUAUGCGGGGCAGCUCUACAGCAACGGUGACACCUUUGCCAGGGAUGCCUGCACCACCUGCCACUGCCAGGCUGGGACCGUGCGGUGCCAGGAGACCGUGUGCCCGGAGCUCUCCUGCCUGGAGCGUGAGACCCCGUCUGGGGAGUGCUGCCCCACCUGUCGGCCAGGCUGUGAGUACGACGGGCAAAGGUACCAGGACGGAGACGUCUUCCUGGCCACAUAACCCUGCAUGAACUGCUCUUGCCUGGGAGACCCUGCGCUCCGGGGGCAGGGGUUUGUCCAGGGCCCCCACAGGGACGGGAAGUCCAGUGCUUCCGACUCGUCUGCCCGCAGCUGCACUGCGCCACCCAGGAGGAGAUGCCGGGGCCUGCUGCCGCCCGCUGCCAGGGCUGUGUGGAUGGAGCUGCCCAGCGGGCGCACGGUGAGGAGUGGGCGCCGCGCGCAGAUCCCUGCCAGAGCUGCCGUGCUUGGAGGGCCGCGCCGUGUGCAGGAAGAGGCGGUGUGCCAGGCUGUGCCGCCACCCUGCCAGCCCCCGGCCGGGCACCUGCUGCCCCGUCUGCGACGGCUGCUCGUUGGAUGGCCGGGAGUUUGCCAGCGGGGAGCCGGUGCCCAGCGGGGAGCCCUGCACCCAGUGUGCCUGCGCGAGAGGGAAUGUGUUGUGCAAACCCACCGCUUGCCCGCCUGCCCCUGCCCGGAGCCUGUCCUGAGACCUGGCGAGUGCUGCCCGCGGUGCCAGGACUGCCUCUAUGAUGCCCAGCCCGUCCCGGACGGCGCCACCUUCACCCCCCCGCAGGAGCCCUGCUUGAGCUGCCACUGCCAGGCCGGGGAGGUGUCGUGUGAGCGCCUGGAGAAGAGCUGCCCACCCGUGCCCUGCAGUCACCCUGGCACCGCCCAGGGCCAGUGCUGCCCAGCCUGCCAUGCGUGUGAGUACGAGGGGCGCCCUACCGGCACGGAGAGACCUUCACGCCCCCGGGCCGCGGGCCCUGCGUGCAGUGCACCUGCUCGGCUGGGCACGUACAGUGCCAGGAAGAGACGUGCCCCCCAUGCCCUGCGCCCAGCCCGUCCGGGACCCCAGCGCUGCUGCCCAUCUGCAAAGUGUGUAUGCUGGCCGACGAGGAGUUCGAGGAGGGGGUGCAGUGGAAGCCGGAUGGGGACCCCUGCACCUCCUGCACCUGCCUCGCCGGAGAGCCCAUCUGCAGGGCCCUGCCGUGCCCGCCCGUCGCCUGCCAGCCCCGCCCGGCUGAGUGGGGACUGCUGCCCGACCUGUGCCCAGUGCACCUACGACCAGCACCUCUAUGCCAACGGGCAGACCUUUGCCGACCCACACAGCCCCUGCCAGCGCUGCCAGUGCACGGACGGGACCGUUCAGUGCUCGCCCUCGUGCCCCCCGCCCAGCUGCCCCCGCCCGGAGAGCCAGCCUGGCCAGUGCUGCCCCACAUGUCGCGGCUGCAGCGUGGAGGGGGGCGUGGUGGAGGCGGGCGAGCGGUUCCCCAGCCCGUGGGACCCCUGCCAGCUGUGUGUCUGCACCGACGGGGUCGUCAGCUGCUCGGCGCGGGACUCCGGUGCCCUGUGCGCGCCCCUGCCCGGCUCCUGCUGCCAGACCAACUGCAACGGCUGCAGCUACGGGGGGAAGGAGUACCCCAACGGUGCCGAGUUCCCGCACCCCACGGACCGCUGCAAGCAAUGCCACUGCCUCAACGGCCAUGUGCAGUGUCUGUCGCGGCACUGCCCCCUGCUCUGCGCUGAGCCCUUCCUGGUGCCCGGCGGGUGCUGCCCCCAGUGCCCAGAGCCCCCGGCUGGCUGCCUCUCCGCGGGCGUCUCCUACCAGCACAUGCAGCGAUUCUACGACCCCUCGGACACCUGCCGCGUCUGCAUCUGUGCCAACGGGACCGUCACCUGCCAGCGCACAAGCCUUGCGCCCCCGCCCUCUGCGCCCACCCCCUGCGGCAGGACUGCUGCCUCCUCCUGUGACGCCCCCCGCUGGGCACCCACGGGCCACACUGGCCCCCCACUCCCAUUGAGCCCCCCGCUGGUGCCUCCUUGGACUUCCCUGGGCCACUUGAGGCCCCUGCUGGGGCCCCCAGCCUCUGUGUUCUGCGCCCACCCCCUGCGGCGGGACUGCUGCCACUCCUGUGACCGCUGCCUGUACCAGGGGAAGGAGCUGCCCAACGGGGAGCAGUUCCCGGACCCCGCGGAGCCGUGCCACGUCUGCACCUGCUGGGAGGGCAGCGUCUCCUGCCAGCCCAGGGCCUGCCCGCUGCUCCAGGUGCCCCUUCCCUGCCAGGGGCCGUGCUGCCAGGUCUGCGGAAAGGCUGCGAUACUUGGGCGAGGGUUACCUCGACGGCCAGGAGUUCCCGGACCCCCAGGACGCCUGCGGCCACUGUGCCUGCCUCCGCGGCUUCGUCACCUGCACCAAGACGCCCUGCGACCCACCGGGCUGCCGCCACCCCGCCAGCCCCCCAGGCCAGUGCUGCCCCGUGUGCCAGGGCUGCCACUUCCAGGGCCAGGACCUUGCGGACGGAGAGACCUUCCCGGCCCCCGCUGGCGGGUGCGAGCAGUGUCGCUGCCUGCAGGGAGAGGUGUUCUGCGGGCCCCUCCCCUGCCCUGGGGUGACGUGCCCCCACCCGGCCGUGGGCCCCUGCGACUGCCCCGUGUGCGACGGCUGCAGCUUCCACGGGCGACCGUGCAGCAACGGGGAGCGUUUCCCCGACCCUCACGACGCCUGCCACCUCUGCUCCUGCCUGGAUGGCAGCGUGACGUGUGUGCCCGCGCCGUGCUCCCCCGCCCCCUGCCGGAACCCGGUCGCCCUGCCCGGCCAGUGCUGCCCCCAGUGCUCCGGUGCCUGCCGCUACCAGGGCCACCUCUACGAGAGCGGGGCCACCUUCCACCCCCCGGGGGGGACCCCUGCUCCACCUGCACCUGCCUGGGCGGGGACGUGCUCUGCGUGAUGGCCCCGUGCCCCCCGCUGACGUGCACCCACCAGGUGAUAGAGCCCGGGGACUGCUGCCCCCGCUGCAAAGGCUGCAUGUACGAUGGGCAGGAGCACGCCGAUGGCACCAGCUGGUUCUCCUCCCCCUGCGUGUCCUGCCUGUGCACCCACGGCAUCGCCACCUGCGCCCAGAUCCGCUGCCUUGGCUCCUGCCUUCAGCCCGUCCAGGUGCCCGGAGAAUGCUGCCCACUGUGCGCAGACUGCAUGUUCAAGGGCCGGCCGUACAGCCCCGGGGAGAGCUUCCAGCCGUCGCUGGAUCCCUGCGAGAUCUGCACCUGUGAGCGGCUGGCGGUCGAGGGGCCACAUGUGCGCUGCUACCACAGGCAGUGCCCCAGCCUGGUCGGCUGCCCCAGGAGCCAGAUCCAGCCGCCCGGGCCGCACCACUGCUGCCCCACCUGUGCCCAGGCCUUGAGUAACUGCACGGCCGAGCUGGCCGGGAACGAGCUCCAGGCGGCUGACGACCCGUGUUACACCUGCCAGUGCAAGGAUCUCACCUGGGUGUGCAUGCACCAGGGCUGCCCACAGCUCAGCUGCCCCCCCGCCGAGCAGUUCACCCCCCAGGGCGCCUGCUGCCCUGUCUGCAACGAGUGCGUGAUAGAGGCUGGAGGGCGCCGGGUGUCGGAUGGCGAGAGCUGGAUGGACAGUGAGGACGACUGCAUCAGCUGCACCUGUCAUCGCGGCCACGUGGAGUGCCACGUCACGGUGUGUGAGCCCGUCGAGUGCCAGGGCGGCCUGCGGAGGGUGCGGAUGCCCGGCUCCUGCUGCUACAAGUGCCAAGACCCAGACAGCUCCUGCUCCUACCAGGGCCAGCGGCACCAGGCCAGCGAGCGCUGGCAAGUGGACACCUGUACAACCUGCACCUGCGUCUCCGGGGAGGUGCACUGCCAGAGCCAGCGCUGCCCCCCGGCCAUCUGCGCCACGGAUGAGACACCUGCCCUGACGCCAGGCAUGUGCUGCCCUCACUGCCUGCCCCGCCCCGCCACCUGCCUGGCCUUCGGCGACCCACACUACCGCACCUUCGACGGGCGCGUGCUGCACUUCCAGGGCACCUGUACCUACAUCCUGGCCCAGGACUGCCAGCGGGAGGACUUCAGCAUCCACGUGACCAACGACGACAGGGGGCGCCCGGGCGUGGCCUGGACCAAGGAGGUGACGGUGCGAGUCGGGGACACCGUGGUGCAGCUGCUGCAGGACUGGCUGGUCAGGGUGGAUGGCCAGGUGGUGACGCUGCCCUUCCUCAAGGAGCCCCACCUCUACGUCGAGCGCCAAACCAACACCGUCCUGCUCAACACCAACAUCGGGGUGAAGGUCCUGUGGAGCGGGCGCUCGCAGCUGGAGGUCAGCGUGCCCGGCACCUACAAGGGGCACACGUGCGGCCUGUGUGGCAACUUCGACGGCCACCCGCAGGACGACGCCCACCUGCGCUCGGGGCAGCUGGCCCGCUCCGAGGCUGCCUUCGGCAACAGCUGGAGGGUGCUGAGCGGUAACGGCACGGGCGGGCCGUGUGCCGACGGGCGGGAUGUGGAUCCCUGCAAGGAGGCCGGCUACCGCGCCCGCAAGGAGGCCAACGCCCGCUGCAAGGUGCUGAAGUCGGGGGCUUUUGAGCCCUGCCACCCGCUGGUGCCCCCGGAGCCCUUCUUCGCCGCCUGCGUCUACGACCUGUGUGCCUGCGGGGCCGGCGCCGAGCAAUGCCUGUGCGACAUGUUGGAGGCCUACGCCACCCUGUGCCGCCGGGCCGGGCUGGCGCUGCACUGGCGCUCGCCCACGCUCUGCGCCGUCGGCUGCCCCAAGGACCGGGGCUACGUGUUCGAUGAGUGUGGCCCACCCUGCCCCAAGACGUGUUACAACAAGGAUGCGCCGCUGGGGACCAUCGAGUCUCGCUGCUUCACACCCUGCGUGCCCGGGUGCCAGUGCCCCGCCGGGCGGGUCGAGCAUGAGGCCCACUGCGUCCUGCCCGAGGCCUGUCCCCGGGUCAUCUAUGGCAGCCUCUGAGCCCUGGGACACCCGCAC
Dermochelys coriacea (leatherback sea turtle) is the source of this 6563-nucleotide messenger RNA. RefSeq names its product kielin cysteine rich BMP regulator (gene KCP). Lineage: Eukaryota; Metazoa; Chordata; Testudines; Dermochelyidae. Gene Ontology annotation, molecular function: protein binding. The record is from RefSeq and is a predicted model, not a curated record.